Molecule: messenger RNA, 1164 nt
Organism: Parascedosporium putredinis
Lineage: Eukaryota; Fungi; Ascomycota; Sordariomycetes; Microascales; Microascaceae
Source: the annotation of a GenBank genome assembly
AUGCCGCAUAUGCUCAAGGGGAAGCUAGAUGGGCUGGUCCCUGCUGUCCGAGCAGGAGCUCGCCUCCUCCUCCCGCCCACCCUCCGCUACUGCCUUGCCGUCGCCGCUCAGCGGUAUCCCCGCUACUUCCUGCGCGCCUGCAACUCCUUUGACGAGCUCUACGCCCUGUGCAUGCUCGUCGUCGAGCGCCACUACCUGCGCAGCCGGGGCGGCAGCUUCACCGAAAACUUUUACGGCCUCAAGCGCGAAAAGGCCCUCUCGACCGAGAUACCCCGCGCCAACAUCGCCGCCCCCGAGAUCGUCAAGGAUGCCCUCAAGCUGUCCACCGCCGAUGUGUGGAGAAAUCUGGCCGUCAUGGUCGGCGUCCCCUACCUCAAGAGGAAGCUCGACGAGGCCUACGAGAUCAACGCGCCGCGCGCCUUGCUCGGCGUGGCCUACACCCGCAUGCCCCCAACCCGACGCAUCAAUGCUGCCUACUAUUUCUCCGUCCUGGCGUUUAACCUCGCCUACCUGUUCGACAACACGAAAUUCCAUAGCCCCUUCAUGUGGCUUAUUGGCACGAGGGUAAGACGCAUGGUGGCCGCCGACUACCGCGCCAUCGACGCCCUGACUUCCAAGGCUCCUGGCGGCCAACCCCCGGCUGGAGGACCGUCCUAUCGUCCCCUAGGGCCAUGGGACUUUGCCCAGCAGCUGAGCCGUAAGGCUGCCGAAAAUGUGGAGCUUCCGCCGCCCAUCAUCGCCGGCCUGUUAUCAGACAAGAAGGCCAAAAAGCUCGCCGGGUCCUCGAACGCUGCCAGGGAGGCGACGGAGGGAGACGCCACGGACUCUGGCGAGACAGAAGGAUCGCCAUCGAGCGCAGGCCCAGACCCGGACAAGGCGCCAAUCGCCACGCCUUCGAUGCUUCCCAUCCUGACGGUACCAACGCCAGUCGAUACCUCGCUUUGUGCCAUCUGCGAGGGUGAUAUCGCAACGGCCACGGCAUGCCAGACGGGCGUGGUCUACUGCUACACCUGCAUUCACCGAUGGAUCGAGGGCGUCCACCCGAAGCAGGAGGAGUUUAUGGUUGACAGAGUUGGAAAGUGGGAUAGUGGCAAGGGCAGGUGCGCGGUCACCGGCCGGCGCGUCCUCGGAGGCACCGAAGGCCUCAGGCGAAUCAUGCUCUAG